AUUCGAAUCACAAUGGGAACGGAUGCUGUGCGCGAAGCGGCCGCUUACUAAGUUCGUUCCAGAAAUAAUCUUUCUUAUGGAGUGUUGAAGCGUGGUGUGAAAAUGGAGAAAUUCUGACACUGACAAGAACAUCGGAAGACUGCCUAGCCUACAGCAAAUGCCUGGAAUACAUUUCCCUUUCAUUCAGUGGGCUACGUUGGAGGCAGGAGCAUCCUCGCCACGAGGAAGCUAAAACUUAAGGACCUAUGUAAUCGGUUAUCACAGUUUGCCAGAGGAGGGUUAGCCUACUGUCGGAUGGACUGAAUCAGAAUUGCAUAUGAUGGACAUGUUUGACUCAUUACAGGAUAGUUUACAAAGGCAUCCCGUAAUACGAUUUAAAUGUCACUGAUUUAGCUUACUCAGCCUGGGAGUGAGAGAAGUGGACAGCCAAAUUCACGCGCAUAGCCUACUUCAGGGACUUUUACAUGAUUUGCCUACUCAAUCCAAGGCUUGAGUGUUGUCUAUAAUUGGGAACGAAAGUUAUUAUAGCCCACUAUAGCCUGUCCGGCGAAUCCAGCACUGGACUGUGGAUUGAUCAUGGAUUCCUUUACACGGAUGCGUCUUUAUUUCACCGCAAAGACGCUUUAAAAAAAGAGUUAUUAGAAAUCCGAUAGCGUUACUGAAAUGUUGGCACAUCUUGAUGAGUGGCAAGCAGUAUUGUAAGCUAGCUAACUAAAAUGUACUGUUGCUGUCAAAUUGAUGUGGCCUUGAAUGACCAUCAGCCCCGAAGCAUUGGCUAAUUUUAUUCUGUAUACAUUUACACAAUGAGAGAUUGUCGGACAGCUAUACGUUUAACUUCAAACAGAUUAUAACUUCAGAAAGAACUGAGGCUCAUAAUAUGGGCAGUCGUGGACGAACUUGUGCUAUGGAGUUGGUAUUGAUUGCCGUUACCUUUUUGUUUUGGGACUCCGUGUGGGCUGACGACAAAAUCAUUUCAGACAGACAUGCGGUCUACUGGAACAGUUCUAACGCCAGGUUUUGGCAUGGGGAGUACACCGUGGCGGUCAGCAUCAACGACUACUUGGAUGUCUACUGCCCGUACUACGACACCCCUCAGCCGCACAGUCGGAUGGAGCGCUACAUCCUCUUCAUGGUCAACCACGACGGCUACGCCACGUGCGAGCACCGCAUGCGCGGCUUCAAGCGCUGGGAGUGUAACCGGCCACAGAGCCCAGACGGCCCACUGCGCUUCUCCGAGAAGUUCCAGCUCUUCACGCCUUUCUCGCUGGGCUUCGAGUUCCGCCCGGGACACGAGUACUACUACAUCUCUUCUCCCCAUCCCAACCAUGCAGGGAUGCCUUGUCUAAAGCUGAAGGUGUACGUAAAGCCAACAAAUGGUUCGAGUUACGAGUCUCCCGAGCCCUUCCUGAUUGACGAGGGCCCGAGUUGGAGGGCGCAGGCCCCCCUCCUCCCCCUGGUGCUGGCUCUGCUGCUGCUGCUGCUGCCGCCGCUGGCCUCUCUGUGAAGACCUCCAGUCUGUGACCACGCUCACGCUCUGUACUUGGAGCCCCGGAUGCCCACGCCGCCCUCUCCCUCCUCCAACUAACUGCCCUCCGCCCGCCCAGCGUGCCAUCACACCCCCACCCCCCCUCGACUCCUUCUCUCCUCCGUUCCCUUUUACCCUGGCCCAAUUCCCUCAGGGACACCCUCUCGACCCACACCACCACACACACCGAACAAAUGAGCACUGUGUGUGUGUGUGUGUGUGUGUGUGUGUGUGUGUGUGUGUGUGUGUGUGUGUGCGUGUGGUGUGUGUACGACACUGUGACAAAUAGAAAAACAGCAGACACCUGGGGCCUGCCAAGCAUUUUAAAGAGAAUGUCUUUCAUAUCUGGGGGAACAAUUCUUGAAAUUCACAAAAACCCCUCUCAUUUCUGUCGCUUGUCGCAUUAUAGGGCCUUGGUUGAUUCCAUCACCUGUGUAACAGCUGUCGCUCCCCACAAAUGUUAUUUGGGCUGGACCAUUUUCCGUGUAAUAGCACACAUUCAGGAUUCACAAUUUCAGCCAGCUGGAUCAAGAGGGCAUUUGCCCAAGGGAUCCCAUUAAAUAUGGCUCCUGGCGACACCAAAGGACUUCAGCUCUCUACAUGUGCACAUGAUGACGAGGCUUUGGAGUCUGCACAUCAGACGGGCGGACAUUGUGAGAGAGCCACUUGCAUGGACACUGUGACAAAUAAAGUAAAAUAAAAAAAAUAAUAAAUAAUGAUGAAAAAGAAAGAAACACUGACCUUCCUAAUGAUAUAUUUUUAUUCAGAAAUACAGACAAUGUGUGAUAAAAACAAAAAAAGCCUCUUAGACGUAUUGGCUGCGCUGUGCUUGGCCCAUGGCUUCGGACACAUCUCACUCACUCAUCACGUUUGCUUUGCAUAUAUGAGUUUGGUCCGCCACAGCCUAAGAUGCCUCUUCUGGUGCUUUGUCCAUGCUGGAGAGGGCUGAGGCGGGGGCUGACGCUGACGCACGCCGUCCGCCACUGAUCCAUCUGGAGAACACAGAUCAACACGGUCAGUGUGGCUCGCUGAAGAACGCCAGACACUAAUGCUGCAAAAUUAAGCUCUGAUCAUCGGAAGACUCUGAAGGCAUACACACACACACACACAUAUAUACGAUGGAACACAAAAUGACUGCUGUGUUAAGAGUGGAGUCUAGGGAUAGGCUUUCUCUAAUGUGAAAAUCACAACAUAAUGAGACAACAUGGAACGAGCAUCCACAAACAAGACUAGAUAUUUUUAUGUAUUCUACUUCAUGUUAUUUUUGUAGCAUUUAAGUGCAGAAUCCAUUAUUCAUGGGCUCUUCGGGGGAUUGUCUUUGAGUGACGACAGGCUAUUGGCAGUGACUCAGCUGUCCAAUACAUUUUUUUGGGGGGGUUCUUUCACUGUAAUCGUUGUUGUUAUUGUGCUCUUGUCAAAUUGUAAUCAGUAUUUAAUGGACAAAAAGGCAUCCAGACUUGAUUGUAUGUCCAUCAGACUUGGUGUAUGUUCCCUUUUUUUCAUUCAGCUUAUUUUGUACAGCCUACUUGUUUUGUCCAAUUGCGGAAAACAUGUUCAGAUGGAGCCACACAAAUAAAGCAUUUUGUCUAUA
Alosa alosa (allis shad) is the source of this 3116-nucleotide messenger RNA. RefSeq names its product ephrin-A2a (gene efna2a). The record is from RefSeq and is a predicted model, not a curated record. Gene Ontology annotation, biological process: osteoclast differentiation; axon guidance; ephrin receptor signaling pathway. The transcript is spliced from 4 exons. NCBI's taxonomy places the organism in Eukaryota, Metazoa, Chordata, Actinopteri, Clupeiformes, Clupeidae. Gene Ontology annotation, molecular function: ephrin receptor binding. Gene Ontology annotation, cellular component: plasma membrane. Bases 878 to 1504 code for a protein of 208 amino acids.